This is a messenger RNA of Planococcus citri (citrus mealybug), 1309 nucleotides long. RefSeq lists its product as uncharacterized. Bases 466 to 1203 code for a protein of 245 amino acids. NCBI's taxonomy places the organism in Eukaryota, Metazoa, Arthropoda, Insecta, Hemiptera, Pseudococcidae. The transcript is spliced from 4 exons. The record is from RefSeq and is a predicted model, not a curated record.
CUCUUCGAUGCGUAUCGUAAAUUACAAAAUAUAAAAUAGUAAUCGCUUCGCAAGUGUUUCCUCGUUAGUCUCAACUUUGCGGUCGCGUUCGUUCGAAAAAAUUAUUCAAAACGAAAUUCGAGUGUAGUGUUUUCGUUGGAAUUUUUUUUUUUUAGUAACGCUUCGGUAGAGAAUAUUACUUUUCUCGCGGUUGACUAGUGUACCUAUUGGAGAAAAAAACACUAUUAUUUAAUUCAAAACCGGUUAUCUUGGAGAAAAAUAUACCUGUACGAAAGUAGGCGCAGCAUUUAUACUCGUGAGUUAUCUUAGGCGUAGUUACUCUUGACGCUCGUUCGUUUGCAUGAGUCAUUCGUCGUGUUAACUUUUUCUUCUCUUAUCAAUAUUUAACUAAGAAGGGAUAUCGAAAGUGAAUGAAAUUCUCAGACGUAUCAACUAUGUGAUUUACCAAGCGUCUAGGAAGGAACCAUGUUCAGCGACAAGCACGUGCUCAUAUUGAGCGGCAUAAGCGGUAUUUUGAAUCUAAUAACAUGCGUAGCUGUGGCCAUAACAUGGACGUACUGGAGCAACACCCUCAACACAUGUACUGGAAGCGGUAAUUGCGAAUGUGUAUUGUACGGUGAAAUCAGAGGUAGCAGUUUCGUCGGUGGAACUCCUCUAGGAUGCAGAACAGUUACCUAUACUUCGUUAGCAUUGACAAUAGUCAGCUUCGCGGUGGCCGCUGUAUACCUCAUUAAAAUACGUAAUUCGCAACCGGGAUCGCUUCAUAGAUCUGCCCAGUCUGAGGAAGCUAUUGCACAAAAGAGAUUCACGUGUCGAAACAAGCAAAGAUUUCCGUUAUUGCUUAAAAUUGUAGCUGGAAUUGUUACGUUGUUGAUGUUCGUCGAAGCCAUCACAUUGUCUGAAGGUUACUGGCAGACGUGUAACCAGUACAAAACCAUCGUCAACAAAGUGCUCAGAGCGAGCGGAGAUCUUUCUGAUUUGGUCAUGGAUCGAUUUUCAUGUUCGACGAUGUACGACUUCAUGGAUUUCCUUCAACCCGAUCCAAUACUCAGGUAUCCUUACACAACGCAGUAUUACUACCCUCGCCGUACCACCAGAAUAAAUACCGGAUAUAUUCUUCUAGCUAGUGUCAUAUUUUCUUGGAUUAGUGUCGCACUAUGGAGUGCCAUCACCAUAUUCGUAGGCUUUUGUAAAUAUAAAUAAAUUACCUGUUAUAUUGUAACGAAAAAAAAUAUACUUCAGUAUAAAAUAUUAAGUUAUGUACAAUAUAUAGAAAAUAAUUAUCACAACAUUAAAAAACUUCUCAUUA